Molecule: messenger RNA, 1080 nt
Organism: Emiliania huxleyi CCMP1516
Lineage: Eukaryota; Haptophyta; Isochrysidales; Noelaerhabdaceae
Exons: 6
Coding region: 1-1080 (359 amino acids)
Molecular function (GO): hydrolase activity
Source: RefSeq, a predicted model, not a curated record
AUGUCUGACCGCACGCUCACCCUCCUGCUCGCGACUGGUGCGACGUUUGCCUGCGCCUCUCUGGUGGCCCGCGUGCGCUCUCGCGCCGCACGACGCCUUACCAUGAGCGGAGCCGCAGAGCCAGCCGUGCGCUGGGCGCUCGACGACGAUGCGAGAACCGCUGCGUCAGCUGACCAGGCACACAUCCUGGCUCAGGCAUGGGGCUCAGAUCCCGAGAUUGGAGUCUUUGGCGGCACGCUUUGCGCGGAGCCGUUCGUCCGCACGACGACCGAUGGGCUCGUGAUGCACGGCUCACUCGCCUACUGCACCGGCGGCGGCCUGCGUGAAGGAUCUCCACGGCCGGGCGUGUGCUUAGUGCACACCGCCGUCGGCCCGCAGGAAGCUCGCUCAUUCGUGAACUCAUUCGUUCACUACUACUACGUCCAUGAGAGUGACUCUUGCACCCAGGACCUGUACCUUCGCUGGCGCGCGCACGCGCUCGCAACGCGCGGCUACGUCGUCCUGAUCGCCGAUCUGCUGGGCGACCCGCACGGCGAUGGCUGGGAGCCCGCCUGGCGCACGCGCGAGGCGCUGCAGCAGCUGGCCGAGUCGCCGCUGGUCGACGCGUCGCGCCUAGCGCUCGUCGGGUGGUGCUUCGGCGGCCGGGCGGUCAUGGAUGCGUGCACGCCGGCGCCGCCGGGCCUCCGCGCCGUCGUCUCCUUUCACGGCGUGGUCGACGGCUACGUGCCGCAUGACUUGACCGCUACGGGAGGCUCGGAAGGCUCGGCGGGGGCAGAGGCAGUGGCUGCGCCGCCGAUCACGGCACGGGCCCUUCUCUGCCACGCCGAGGCCGACCCGUUUGUGCCGCGCGACGGCGUCGACGCUUGCUUGGCGGCCCUCGGCGAGCGGGGCUGCCGCUGGGAGCUGCAGGCAUUUGGCGCUGCCGGCGGCGCCAGGCAGCGAACUUCACCGCCCCCGCACUCGUUCACCAAUCCGGCGCAGGCGCUCAACGAGAACCCCGCCUUUAGCUACGACGCGCGCGCCGACGCCGCUUCGUGGGCUGCAGCGAGAGAGCUGCUCGCGGACGCUCUUGGCUCAUAG